Molecule: messenger RNA, 5270 nt
Organism: Galleria mellonella (greater wax moth)
Lineage: Eukaryota; Metazoa; Arthropoda; Insecta; Lepidoptera; Pyralidae
Gene: Hem
Product: membrane-associated protein Hem
Biological process (GO): cortical actin cytoskeleton organization; neuron projection morphogenesis; cell morphogenesis
Cellular component (GO): SCAR complex
Source: RefSeq, a predicted model, not a curated record
CUGACGUGCACUGUCAUUUUAUCGCGUCUAACAAAGUUAUUCUUCUAUCUAUUGCCAAGACACUCCCUUUUUACUAUAAAUUUUCAUUGUUACUUAUUAAUUAGUAAUUAUAAAUCAAUGGAAUAUUUGUGUUUUGUUUAGGGUUGGUACAUUUUGAAUUUAAACUUACCAAAAACAUGUAUACUUCGCGUUAACUUGAGGUUUGAAGAGUGUACUUCGUUAAAAAUUACAGGAAAUGUCUUUAUCAAGAUCAGUUCAUAUCAGCCAGCAAAAGCUGGCUGAAAAAUUAAUAUUACUGAAUGAUCGGGGCAUUGGUAUGUUGACCAGGAUCUACAAUAUCAAGAAAGCAUGUGGUGAUGCCAAAUCUAAACCGGCCUUCCUAUCAGACAAAGCAUUAGAGUCCUCUAUAAAACAGAUUGUCCGAAAAUUUCCUAACAUUGAUUUCAAAGGACUUCAAGUUAUUGCAAGUAUUAAGAAUGAUAUUAUAAAAUCUCUAUCCUUGUACUACUAUACAUUUGUUGAUUUAUUGGACUUCAAGGACAAUGUCUGUGAAAUAUUAAAUGUCGUAGAUUCCUGUCAGGUAUCAUUAGAUUUGACAAUAAAUUUUGAAUUGACAAAAAAUUACUUUGACUUGGUCACAACCUAUGUGUCUUUAAUGAUUCUUUUGUCCCGAGUAGAAGAUAGGAAAGCAGUCCUGGGUUUAUUCAAUGCUGCACAUGAAAUGAUUCAUAAUCAAAUAGAUCCUAAUUUCCCACGGCUGGGACAACUAAUUGUAGAUUAUGAUGUACCACUAAAAAAACUGUCUGAAGAAUUUGCUUGCCAUCAAAAACCUUUAAUGUCUGCAUUAAAUUCACUGUGGCAUGUAUAUCCAGCAAGAAAUCUUACAGCUGAACACUGGAGAUCAGAGCAGAAGCUCAGCCUUGUGAGCAAUCCAGCUCAUCUUCUUAAACCAUCAGAAACUAACACAAUGUCAUGUGAGUAUUUGUCAUUGGAAUCCCUAGAAAGAUGGAUUAUAUUUGGAUUCUCACUUUGUCACCAAAUGCUGCAACAGGAACGUUGCAACAAAAUGUGGGUGAGCGCUUUGGAGUCAGGCUGGGUUUUAGCACUGUUUCGUGAUGAGGUAAUCUACAUUCAUAGUUACAUACAAAGCUUUUUCGAUGGAAUUAAGGGAUAUGGGAAAAAGGUAUCUGAGGUUAAAGAUUGUUAUCAUCAUGCAGUACAAAAAGCAGGAUACAAGCAUCGGGAGAGAAGGAAAUUCUUACGGACAGCAUUAAAAGAGUUGGGGCUCAUAUUGACUGAUCAGCCUGGUCUGUUGGGGCCUAAAGCUUUGUUGAUAUUCAUUGGACUGUGUUAUGCAAGAGAUGAAGUCUUUUGGCUAUUACGUCAUAAUGAUAAUCCUCAAAAGGUCAAAGGCAAAUCAACAGAAGAUCUGGUUGACAGACAGUUACCUGAACUGCUGUUCCACAUGGAAGAGUUGAGAGCCUUAAUGCGUAAGUACAGCCAAGUCAUGCAGAGGUACUAUGUUCAGUAUUUGUCAGGUUAUGAUGCAGUUGCUUUAAAUCUAAUGAUACAAAACUUGCAAGUUUGUCCUGAAGAUGAAAGUAUAAUAUUGACUUCCUUAUGCAACACUGCAGCCAACUUGAAUGUUAAACAAGUUGAAGAUAAUGAAUUAUUUGACUUCAGAGCAUUUCGUUUAGAUUGGUUCCGAUUGCAAACAUACACAUCAGCUGCAAAAAGUGGUUUUCAUCUUGGAGAACAAAGAGAACUGGCUCAAUUUAUUGACAAAAUGGUUUUUCAUACUAAGAUGGUGGACAACUUAGAUGAAAUCAUGGUAGAAACAUCUGAUUUAUCUCUAUUCUGUUUUUACAACAAAAUUUUUGAAAGUCAAUUUCAUAUGUGCUUGGAAUUCCCUGCACAGAAUCGUUAUAUCAUAGCAUUUCCACUUAUAUGUAGCCAUUUCCAAAAUUGUACACAUGAAUUAUGCCCAGAAGAAAGACAUCACAUUAGGGAAAGGAGUCUAUCUGUUGUCAACAUAUUUCUGGAUGAGAUGGCUAAAGAAGCAAAAAAUAUCAUCACAACUAUAUGUGAUGAACAGUGUACAAUGAGUGACAAAUUACUUCCAAAACAUUGUGCCCAAACAAUUGCAAAUAGAAAGAAAAAGGACAAGAAUAAGAAAAAUGUAAUUGAAAUUGUAAAACCAGGUGCUGAAAGUUAUAGAAGGACAAGAGAAGAACUGACCACCAUGGACAAACUGCAUAUGGCUCUGACUGAACUUUGCUAUGCCAUAAACUAUUGUAUUACUGUGAAUGUAUGGGAAUACACAUUUGCACCUCGUGAAUAUUUGAACCAACAUUUGGAGAACAGAUUCUCAAAAGCAUUAGUUGGCAUGGUGAUGUUUAAUCAAGACACUAGUGAAAUUGCUAAGCCAUCAGAAUUGUUGGUCAGUGUUCGUGCAUACAUGAAUGUAUUGCAAACUGUUGAAAAUUACGUACAUAUUGACAUAACAAGAGUGUUCAAUAAUUGCCUUCUACAACAAACACAAAACAUGGACAGCCAUGGUGAAAAAACCAUAGCAUCUUUGUAUACACAAUGGUAUUCAGAAAUUCUGCUGAGAAGAGUUAGUGCUGGAAGUAUCUGUUUUUCCAUGAACCAAAAAGCCUUUGUAAGUCUUUCAGCAGAAGGCGCAAUACCAUUUAAUGCUGAAGAGUAUUCUGAUAUAAAUGAACUUCGAGCCUUAGCUGAAUUGAUUGGGCCAUAUGGCAUGAAACUAUUGAGUGAAACUUUGAUGUGGCAUAUUGCUAGCCAGGUUCAGGAGCUGAAGAAGUUAGUUAUGCAGAAUAAAGAAGUGCUCCAAAUGCUACGAACUAACUUUGACAAACCUGAAAUCAUGAGAGAACAAUUCAAAAGAUUACAACAUGUUGACAAUGUAUUGCAAAGAAUGACAAUAAUCGGUGUUAUUUUGAGUUUCCGCCAAAUAGCUCAAGAGUCCUUAUUAGAUGUUUUAGAAAGACGAAUUCCAUUUUUGAUCAGUUCAAUUAAAGAUUUCCAACAGCAGUUACCUAGUGGUGAUCCUAUGCGGGUUAUAUCAGAGAUGUGUUCAGCAGCUGGUCUGGCCUGUAAAGUAGAUCCAACAUUAGCUACUUCAUUGCGACAACAUAAAGCGGAAUCAGAGGAAGAGGAACACUUGAUUGUUUGUCUACUAAUGGUUUUUGUAGCAGUAUCAUUACCGAGAUUGGCCCGCAGUGAAGGUUCUUUUUAUAGGCCAUCUUUGGAAGGUCAUGCUAACAACAUACAUUGCAUUGCACCAGCUGUCAAUCACAUAUUUGGUGCGCUAUUCACAAUAUGCGGACAAGGCGACAUUGAGGAUCGUAUGAAGGAAUUUUUAGCAUUGGCGUCUUCCUCUUUGUUGCGGCUGGGUCAAGAGACUGAUAAAGAAGCAAUAAAAAAUCGAGAAUCUGUUUAUCUACUUCUAGAUCUGAUUGUUCAGGAAUCACCAUUCCUAACGAUGGAUUUAUUAGAAUCAUGCUUUCCAUAUGUACUGAUACGUAAUGCUUAUCAUGAAGUUUAUAAACAAGAGCAAAUGUUAUUACAUUCAUAAUGAAUUCAUCUUUGUAAAAUGUAUUUUCUAAAAGACUUCACUUUGUAUUAGAAUAGAUCACCUCCUAAUUUUAUUCAUAAAAGCUAUAGCUUAAUUACGAUUUAUUUUUUGUCAUCUAAGUAAAGAUAUCAAUAACCAGGUAUAUUGCAUUUUUUGUGAACAUUGGGAGUUUAUUUAUGUAGUGAUUAAGUAUAGAAAUCAAAUUCCAAUAUUAUUAAGACUAGUAUUUUUAGCUUCCGUAUUUUACUGAGAUUAUGAUUUUGCUUCUCAAGCAAUUACUAUAAGUAGAGUAUGAAUGAAUUGGCAUUGAAAACCACUCUUUUGCAAAUAUGAUUAAGCUUUAACAAGACUGGUGAAUUGUUUAAGUUAUUAAAUUGUGCAUACAUAAGCCCUAUUAUAAAACAGUACAUUAUAUGUGUCAAUAAAAUUAAUUUUAAAAUAGGUAUUGUUUUAUCGCUUAUUUUCUUAUUUACUACUAUAGUUCUCCCUAUAGCCUAUUCAAAUUUUAAUAAUAAAGAUAUAGAAUAAUGUUUGCGUAAUAAAUUUAUGUACACUGUUUGUCAAUUGUCAUUAAUACGUAACGCAGGAAAAUAUUGCCUACGUAAAAUAGUUGUAAAAUUUCCUAUAACUUUUAGCUGUCACAAAUAUCUAAUCACGCAAGAAUUUUUAUUUUUACAUUACUUUUUUUUUCACCGCAAGUAUCUACUAUCCGUAAAUCAAUUUACAUCAGUGUUCUUCCUAGUCUCAGGAUCUUUUGAGGGCUAUAUAUAAACUAUUAAUUGGCACAUUCCUCAUUAAUGAUUUUAUAGUUAAAAUCACACAGUGCUGUAUUAAUUAAAAUAUAAUUGCAUUGAAUUAUGAAUAAAUAUUAAGUGUAAUUGGAUUAAGGCACUAGAUUAAGAACUAUGUACAUUAUUUAUUUAAUUUUAACUCACAAUAUAGAGGUACUGCCACAUAAAUAUAAUUAAAUCUGAACUAAACAUUUCUCUACUUUAAUAUUUUUGAAAAAUGUUGUCAACCAUUAGAGAACUGGUGAGUGCAAUAUACGGUGACGUCUGAAUGAAUGAAUGCAUUUUAUUGCACCGUCACUGUUACCUACAUUGGUGUUAAAAAAUUGAUAUCUUUUAGGGCUGGAGAAUACUGACAGCAGUCAUGUUUCAUAUAAUACAACAAAUAUUCACAUUAGGGUAUGUAUUCACUAAGAGCUUUAACUCAAAUUUACAUUACUAUUAUGUUUACUUCGAUAAUUUGUAGGUAUCGAAAAGGUAGCGGAGCCUGUAACGGGUGGUUUUUGAAAUUCAGAUUUACACAUAAAUCUAUCGAAAUAAACUUUAAUGUAGACCUAAAAUAAGUCUUUGUAUAACUCAUUAGAAGCUCUGAAUCGUUAAGACGGAAACGGUACAUGCUUGCUUAUAUUGUAUUUAUUACGUAAACAUGCCUCUGGCUAUUAGCAUUAUGUACCUAUGUAUUGCUGUACAAAAAUUGCCUCACACUUCAGUAAUAAUAUCGUAUUUCAAGUUCGAGUUAUUAUUGAUAUACUCGAAUGCUCGUGGUGAAUAUUGACCCUUAUUCAUGCGCUUCUUUCAUUUUAACAAAGAUUUUGUACCUUGUUUGUAUUUACAUAAGUAUAUUAAUUAUCUACCUGUUUAAUAAAAAAAGUACAUAUAAAGAA